Musca vetustissima is the source of this 695-nucleotide messenger RNA. RefSeq names its product MICOS complex subunit MIC27 (gene Mic26-27). The record is from RefSeq and is a predicted model, not a curated record. NCBI's taxonomy places the organism in Eukaryota, Metazoa, Arthropoda, Insecta, Diptera, Muscidae. The transcript is spliced from 2 exons. Gene Ontology annotation, biological process: cristae formation. Gene Ontology annotation, cellular component: MICOS complex. The coding region runs from base 5 to 694 and encodes 229 amino acids.
GAAAAUGUUCCGCAAAUUGACAGUAGUACCAACAAUUUUCGCUGCUGUGGCUGUUCAGCAAGCUUCCGAACCAGCCAAGCAGCAGGAGGAGAAACCCCAUUACAACUGUAAGCCUAGCGAGCUGCCUUUGUACGCUCCUCUGCAUUCCUUUGAUGCGCCCAAGAGAAAACCACAUCCACCAAAGGAUUCGGAGCUUCGUAGUGCCAUUGAGAGUGGUGUUUGUGCUGUCCGUACUGAAAUUCAAGCUGGCUAUAAAGCCUUAGAAAAACAAACGGACACUGUAAACGAUUACAUUAAUACAGCAAAGGAACACACACAGUCCACCAUCGAUUACUUGAACCAACCACAUAAUGUUAUGCCACGUACUGGAGCCAUAGCUAUGGGCGGCUUAUCCGGUUUCAUUUUUGCUGCUAGAGGUGGCUUUAUUAAGAAGGUAGUAUAUACCACCGUUGGUGCUGGAGCAAUUGCUUCUUUGUGUUAUCCUCGCCAAGCUGAGCAAUUCGCAAAGGACGCUCUCUUCGAAGCUCGCAAGGGCUAUGCUAUUGCCUACAAUUUCGUAAAGGGUGUUAAGCCGGGCGAGGAAGUGCCAGUAGAGCCCAUUAGCAAAUUCCCUACCACUUUGGAAGAUGUGAAGUUUAUGGUAUUCGAUUUAUACGACGAAGCCAAAGAGGCUUUAUUCCCUAAAAACAAAUAGU